GUUUUAUCACGAAUGGAAAUUUGCAUUCCGUUAACACUUCUACUGGAUGCAUUCUCGGAGUGUGUUUUGCGAUUAUCCCAAAUUGAGCUGUCACCAGUGACAGAGAAUGACCUCGAAGAAGGUCGUAUUGCAGCACAGGUGGCGAUGAUCGAUAUCAUUGCUCAACAGUUGAGAAUGAACGAAAUUGGCGUGCACGAGAUAUCCGCAUUAACUGAGCACAUCUUCUCGACGUGUGCCAAUCUGUUGCAAAAUCAUUUCGCAAGAGGCGAGCACACCUGCAACAAUCCAGAGAUGGAUGGAUUUCUGGAUUGUUCAGCGUGUCAACAAGCCGCAUUCGUCUAUCAGACGGUCACACAACUCGUCGAACAACUCUGUCCAAAACAGCAAAUGCGAAUUGCGGUUCAAGUUGAUGAG
This is a messenger RNA of Anisakis simplex (herring worm), 414 nucleotides long. Lineage: Eukaryota; Metazoa; Nematoda; Chromadorea; Rhabditida; Anisakidae. The record is from the annotation of a GenBank genome assembly.